GUGCGCGGUGCAGCGCGACCAUCGCGGCCUGGCGAGCGGGGCACGGCGGUCGUGGCGCUCUUGGGUGGCGCUCGAGGCGCGGGGCGCGAGGCCAGACCUGGCGCGGCGGGGUGUGGGGGGCGGGCAUCGGCGGAGCCCCCAGAGGAGAGCGGGGACAGGCAGGGGGGUGCCGAGGCAAGUGAGACUCUGGAGCUGAGGGAGCAUCAUGGCAGUGUUUCUGGAGGCCAAGAAUGCCCAUUCUGUUCUGAAACGCUUCCCGCGGGCCAAUGAAUUCCUGGAGGAGCUGCGCCAGGGCACCAUCGAGCGCGAGUGCAUGGAGGAGAUCUGCAGCUACGAGGAGGUCAAGGAGGUGUUUGAGAACAAGGAGAAAACGAUGGAAUUCUGGAAGGGGUACCCGAAUGCAGUCUACUCUGUCCGAGACCCUUCACAGAGCUCUGACGCCAUGUACGUGGUCGUGCCUCUUCUGGGGGUAGCGCUGCUGAUUGUCAUCGCCUUGUUUAUCAUCUGGAGGUGCCAGCUACAGAAAGCAACCCGUCACCACCCCUCCUAUGCUCAGAACCGGUACCUAGCCAGUCGCGCCGGGCAUAGCCUGCCCCGGGUCAUGGUGUACCGGGGCACUGUGCACAGCCAGGGGGAGUCCUCUGGGCACCGGGAGGUGGGGAGCACUCCGCAGGUGAUGCUGGGGCCCAACCGGGGGAGCAGAGCCACAGUCCGGCUGGAGAGCACCCUCUACCUCCCAGAGCUCUCUCUCACCAGAUUGUCUAGUGCCACCCCUCCACCGUCCUAUGAGGAGGUGACUGCACCCCAGGAAGGAAGCAGUGAGGAAGCCAGUGUCUCAUACAGUGACCCGCCCCCGAAGUACGAGGAGAUAGUGGCCGCCAGCCCUGGCGCAGACAAGUAGUGAGGCCCAUGUCCCGGCCUGGAUGGAAGCCUCUUUCAGAGGUUUCCUGUUCGCUUUGGAACUUUGGAAAGACUUUGUUUGCCACCACAAAACAGCCUUAGCCUCCUUGUUGCCAAAUAAUUCCCUAACCGUGGAUUUUUAGGAAGCCAAUUGUCAGAGACAGGUAGGGUGGGCAGGGGUACAGAAUGUGCAUGACUCAAGCCCCCUGAGAAGAGCUACCGACUCUUCUGGAAGCCCCCCACACCCCCUGUCCUGUCCUCCCAUCUGGGACGGCUUCUCUUAUGCCAAAGGAAUCACCCCGUUGUGUUGACUGUGGCCAGAAUGUCCCCAGGCUCGGCUACCUGGGCCUUGGGGUGGUGGCCUGUCUAUGCCUGGGCGUUAGGCCACAGAGGAGAGGGAGAGAAGCCAGCUCUGCAGCACCCCUUCUCCUCCGCAGUUCUGUGCUCCCUGUCCUCCUCAUGCGAGGACAGGGCCGAGGAUUGUGCAACAGACAAACCAAGUAAUAACAAAGAACAAGUAGUGAACACCGUAGAACCAAAGAGCAGCCACUGGGCCAUGGCGUGUUGGAAACUGAAGGAAAUCAGUUGCACAGUUCUGUGACAGGCUUCUCCCCUGACACCCACCCCUCACUCCUGACCAGGCCUGCGGCAACCCGGCUGGAACACAGGGUGCGUGAAGGGUUCGGGGCAGUGCGCUGGGUGGCAGAGUUUCUUCCUUUAUAGUCACCAAGGGGCCCACGUGAACUCUGCCAUCCUGUUUUUGGUGAGCUUGGCCCCCCUAGAUCUGUGUACCUGCUGUGCUAGAACCAGCGGCAGGAGCCCACUUUCCCCGGAGCACUUCGUCCUGGGGAAAACCGAGCGCUGCCUGGAGCCUGAGGCCUCUGAGUAGUCAAGGGCGUAGGCUAGAACAGAGUGAAACUUUCCUCCUUGUGUGGUUUCUCCAUCCAGAGGCUGGUUAAAUCCCUGAGCUUGGCCUCCUCGGCCCUGAGCUCUCUGGCUUUGAACUUUUAGGAUACUUCCCUUUUUGUGCAUGGGUGUGUGGAACUUGAACUUCAGGUGGAUAAUUUCCCCUUGACGUUGGUGCCCCAGUGGGGAGAGGAGCCUAAAACGUCUCUUUAAAACUCUCUUUGUGGAGGAGCCAUGACCCGGGGUUGAAGGUCUAUCCAGGUUUUGCUCUGGCAUAGCCAGGUGCUGGUCCGAUUUUAGUGAGGCUUGGGACAGCAGUUAGACAGAGGUGACGUGCUCUGUAACUGUCAUCAACUGCAUGAAAGAUGUUGACGAUACCACCUCUCGCCUCCCCCAUCUCUGUCCUCCUGGCCUGUGGUGCUUUAAAAAAUGUAGCAACCUUCUGUGGGGCCCAAAACAGUGCACAGUGAGGGUCUCUUGGCAGCCACAGCAAUUUCAAACCCACUGAGUCUGCACGCUUCCUGUCUGAAUGGCUCUCGGAGGCAGGCGAGGGCUCAUUCCUAGAAUGCAGCCCUGCCUGAGGCCACAGAUAACUUUUGGAGGCCCCUAGGGACCUGGGGACUGUCCCCAGCCUGUGUUUCCAGUCAAGAGGUUUGUUUCCUAUCCCACUUGGAUAACUGGACCCCGCCACGAGGGUUUCCAUCCUUCCCCCUACCUCACAGGCCCAUCGGAGGCUGACUGGGCUAUUGCUCGUGAAGUGCUUGGAGCCCCUCAGAGCAGUGAGGCUUGCCCUUGGAAAGAUGCUUCUAGAACUGUGCAGGUUUCAAGGGACCAUUUUUACUGAGCGCCUCAUCUGCCUCUGAUAUAGAGUCUCAGCCUGAGAGGAGUCAGCCUCCUGCCUCACCUUUUCCGUGCCCUCCAGCCUUCCCCAAGUUCUGUGAUGCCAGAGAUGCCUACCAGGCGGCGUUCCACUUUCCUUCCUUCCUUCUCCUCUCCCCUGAGCCUGUAGCACUAUACUUGUGCCCUUCCUCAUGAAGGGCGUUUUGGUCUAGAAGGCCUGUGCUUUUUCUAUGAUGGAGCCAGGGCCCAUGUUGGCCAUGUUGGAGGGCCUCAAGAAGCUAGAAGCUUGGGGCUAGCCCCAGCUCUCCCAGUGUAUUCUCAAGCAGGUGCCCAAGUGUGACCUGCAAAAGGCUUCUCUUCCUUCCCCUGACCAGAGCCAGAGGGAGUGUGCCAAGGAAGGCCAACACCUCAGGCAUCUGCCCGGCAGCCUGAGGCUGGGUAGCCCUGAGGAAGCUAAGCCUGGGACUGGCCCGAGGGCAGUGUGCUUCCCUCAGGACUGAGGAAUGGCUGUAGGGAGAACCUGAGGCUGCUCCUUAGGGUCUGUAACCUAGGCUCCCCUUAUGGGAGCUCUCCCCGGCGGGGCUGUGCCGAGGGCCAGGGACAGCGUUUGCAGCUUCCAGUGGAGAAAGGACUGCAGUACACACAACGGGCAGAGCGCCUCGUGGUGCAUACUUGGCUUUGAUGAAUGCCCUGUACAUAGCUUUUCAAACUGUCUUUGUAUGAAUGUUGAUUUGAUAUGAUGUUAACACUUCAGUAGCCACAUUUUUGUUGUUUCGGGACGUGUGUGUGUGCGUGUGUAUAUGUGUAUACAUGUGUGCACGUUGCCUUUUCUCAUUGCUUACCUGAAACAAUAGCCGGUGUUCGGCUAUAUUUAUAGCAGGAGGGAUCCGGUCUGAAGGGAGGAAUGUGCCCUCCCUCCCGGGGCUGGGCAGCCUCAUGACAGGGCCUUGAGAGGAAAGCCGAGGUUAGCUGUUGGAACCCCCAAAGUCACUGCCUUCUGUCCCCCCUCAAAAGGCUUUGGAAGAAGAUGAAGCAGCACUGCCCUGGGGGAUCCCACAUGCCCCUCGUGGCACAAGGCUCCAUCCUCUUUGCUCCUGUUCUGUAGCUGAGGGCACUCUGACCACUCCUAGGACCCCUCUCUCUCUUCCCUCCCUCCUUCUUUCCUUCCUUCUCCCUCCCUCCGUUUCUUUUCCUUCCUACUUUUCUUUCGCAGAAAAAUGUGCGACUAUUGACUUUGGAAAUGGUGGGCUAGUCACUUAGAUAUUUUUUCAUUCAAGAAGAAGAAAAGGCUUGAAAAAUUCAUUGAAAUAGAACCGUCACUUGUUUGCAACCAAAAACUUUUUAAGACUUUUUAAAAACAACAAUCACAGUCCUGCCCCUUCCCCACUGCCCAUCGCCUCGGGUUUUCCAAAUGAAAGCACAAGAGUAAGAGCGGGGUGCUAGGUGCCUGGCAUGUGCACCCCGACACAGCUGCCUCGCGCCCUGGCUGAGGCUGAGGAGUCGCACCCAGGAGGCCGAGGCCUCCACUUCUACUUGCCAAUCCACUGCCAUUAGUGUGAAUUCCUUAGGGUGCUUAGAAAACGGGGCUCUGCCUGAUGUGCUGGACAGUGUGUUUUUGAUACCCAAGUAUGAGGAAUUUGGGACAGGAAAGUGUCUUUUUUGUUAAGUCGUUGGAGCCAGUUGCUUCCCCUCUUCCGGUGAGUGAAGACUCCCAGUCCCCAGGCAGAGUUGGUCUUUUGUCACCCAGAUGGCAUCCCAGGAGAAGAAAAACGUCAACACUGCCUCUAGCUUUGCUUUGUGAGUGAGAGCAAGAUGAGGGAGAAAAGAUCUGUCUUUCUGGGACAAGGGUGAGCCACUGGGCUAGGUGCACCUUGCUGAGGCGGAAGACUCCGUUUCGGGAUUUCGCCGAUCCAGAAACAAGCACAUCCUCCCCACUGUCGUCUGCUAAUACUAAUCAGUAUAAUUAGCUAAUUAAAAAAUGCUGUAAUCAGACUGCUUGGAACGACAGUAAAAGCCCAUUAAUCCGAAACCCAGUAAUUCAAAACUUAGAGGGGAAAAAAAUCAUAAUUUCAAAUACUUCACAGUAGCUGUGAUCCUUAUGACAUAAAAAUAUGGAAAGAUUCGCCGCUUGGAUCCAUUUCAGGGUCUUCUGUGUAAGAGGAAUCCAGUUUAAAACAAGUACUUUUUUCAAAGGAAAGGCUCAAGGUAUUAAGAGUCCGUUCGCCACGCCUUUUGCUUUGGGGUUCAGCAAUUUGAAUCCGUAAGGCCCCUGGGAAGGGUGAUUCCUUCUUCGCCCUCCAUCAUGGGGAUGUUGGAUAGCGCAGCCUUUUCCUCCGCUCCUGUAUUCAUCCUAUGAAUAAUAUCGUUUGUGAACUUGAGUGCAAUCUAAACACAAGCACGUGUCUUUCUAAGUAUUCUGUAAAGCAAAUGUUGCACUAGCAGACUGGCUGCUCUCAUCAUUCAUCCUUGAAUAUUCAAAGGCCAGGAGUUUUUCCUUUCAUGGGCUGUGGGCAGUGAGUCUCUCUCACCGUCUCUAGCAAGAAUUUCUGAGACAAAGAUAUCGGAACACCACACACCCUGCGGCUCAAGGCCGCCACAGUUUUUCCACUGUACUGGUGUCCGAGCGGGCUGAACAUUCACACAGAUACCCAAGGUGGGGACCCAUCCCCAGCUGUGCUUCUGCUCCCAAUCAAUCUCCUCCGCUCGCAGAUGCCACUUUCCCAGGCCUGAACACAUCUGCUAGCUCACUCUACGAUUGUGAGUUUGUGACAGUGGCAACUCUGAUACGUGCAGCUGAGCUGACGGACAUGAUUACCAUGAAAUUGAUUGCUUUUGGUACCACGUUCAACUGUGCUCAUCUUCAUGUGUUGACCCACGUCAACUGGAAAAUCUGUCCUUUCAGUAAUCUGUCAGGAUUUCACUGGAGCCUGGGACCAGCUGGCGAACUUGCUUCUAAUCUCUCGCUCUCUGCUCUGUUUACAAUUGUUGAGUUUAGCUGUUAACUUUUGUCUCUUUCUGUACCAGAAGAUAAUAAUAAUAAAGAGCAAAUGGCAUC
Messenger RNA from Chinchilla lanigera (long-tailed chinchilla), 5701 nucleotides. RefSeq names its product proline rich Gla (G-carboxyglutamic acid) 3 (transmembrane) (gene Prrg3). The transcript has 4 exons. The record is from RefSeq and is a predicted model, not a curated record. Gene Ontology annotation, cellular component: extracellular region. Gene Ontology annotation, molecular function: calcium ion binding. Bases 206 to 901 code for a protein of 231 amino acids. NCBI's taxonomy places the organism in Eukaryota, Metazoa, Chordata, Mammalia, Rodentia, Chinchillidae.